This is a messenger RNA of Anolis sagrei ordinatus, 963 nucleotides long. RefSeq names its product olfactory receptor 5AP2-like. Gene Ontology annotation, biological process: G protein-coupled receptor signaling pathway. Gene Ontology annotation, cellular component: membrane. The record is from RefSeq and is a predicted model, not a curated record. Gene Ontology annotation, molecular function: olfactory receptor activity; G protein-coupled receptor activity; odorant binding. NCBI's taxonomy places the organism in Eukaryota, Metazoa, Chordata, Lepidosauria, Squamata, Anolidae.
AAUAACAUUUCCUUACAGGUAGAGCCCCAACAUGAGAUGGUGAAUGUCAAUGAAACAACUGUCACUGAAUUUAUACUCCUAGGACUCUCCAGCAGCCCAGUAGCACAAUUCUUUCUCUUUGGUCUCUUUCUUGUCAUUUAUUUAGCAGUCUUGAUUGGGAAUAUUCUUAUCCUGCUAAUGAUCAGCUUUGACAAAAGGUUUCACAAUCCCAUGUAUUUUUUCCUUUUCAAUCUCUCCGUGGUGGAUAUUGGUUACACAACUUCUACUGUUCCCAAGAUGCUCCUGAGUUACCUUUCCCAAGACAAGACAAUUUCCCUAGCAGGCUGCUUCACCCAAAUGUAUUUCUUCAUCUCCUUUGGUGGGAUUGAGUGCCUCCUACUAGGUUUCAUGGCAUAUGACCGAUAUGCAGCUAUUUGUCACCCACUGCACUAUAAUGUGCUGAUGCGCCCAAAAGUGUGUGUUUGUCUUGCAGCAACUGCUUGGAUUCUUGGCUUGUCUAACUCAGGAGUGCAUACUGGCUUGAUGUCUCAUCUGUCUUUUUGUCGGGAUAAUGUCAUUCAGCACUUUUUCUGUGACGUCCCACCUCUGUUCCAACUCUCCUGUUCUAACACACUGUUCAACCAAAUUGUUACUUUUGUAGUGGGUGGAAGUGUGAUCAUGGGUCCAUUUCUGGCUAUCCUGGUGUCUUAUGUCUACAUAGUUGUAGCUAUCCUUAUGAUCCGCACAAAAGAAGGGCGUCUGAAAGCAUUCUCCACUUGUGCUUCUCACCUUAUUGUUGUGAGCAUUUAUUAUGGGACCAUCAUCUUCACAUACAUACGUCCAAACUCCAGUUACUCUCAGGCACAAGACCAAAUCUCGUCUGUGUUCUAUGCAAUACUAACACCUAUGCUUAAUCCAAUCAUAUAUAGCUUGAGGAACAAGGAUGUACAAAGAGUAUUCCUGAAAGUAAUGCAAGGAAAAUAA